AUGGAUCAGUUGCAGGAAAACAAAAGCAGUCUCACUUUCCGGACGAGUAAACGUCUUGCCCUUCUCAAAAAAGCCUUCCAGGAGCCUGGCAAUGACGAGAAGGAGCAGGUGCCACGCUGUACCUGGGCUAUUUUACUGGUCUGCGAGAUGGAAUUCCUUGAGGAAUAUAUAUGGUUGUACGCAGCUUACGGCCACAAGUACCGUGAAUCUUUUAGUGAAAUGGACCUUCUGAGAGGGUGGACCAAUACUGGAGAGCUAUCCAUGGCAAAUAUCUAUGACGGCUCAGUGGAUGAAAAGAACAACACCAUAGAAUCAGACAGCGACGAUGAUUUGAGCUCCACUAUCAUGGCCAAAGUCCGAGAAAGAGACGCCGACAAAUGUGUUAUUACAUCUCACUCAACUUCUAUGCUUUGUGAUAUCUGUCCAAGCCACCCACUUCCAGGAUUUGGUUGUAAUUUUUGUUGGUUCGACCUUCUCGGAUGGUGGAGAUUUGAGACAAGACAGAGAUGGAAGCUGCCAUUGUUUCCCAAUCAUCCACAUAUUGAGGCGGUAGAGACUAUUCAGAAUUAUAUCUUAUUGAGUCCGGUACUGCGAAAGUAUUGGGAAUGGGGCGACUUUGUGCUCCGACCCCAUCCAGACCAUAGGGAGCGUCUCAGGGAACUUCAGGUGCAAAUUUUCUGGUUACCUUUGCAGGAUCAUUGCUGGAGCGACAAAAUCUGUGUUUUCAGCAAGCCCCCUCGCAUCAGAAAGGGGACCACGGUCAAAUUGGUUGGAUUGGAAUCGGAGGAACUCAAGGAUUUGAAAUCUGGGGAUUGGAUCACUCUGACAACUCCUGAUCCGGAGAGACUGCCACUGCCGAGCUGGGAUCUUCUGGAGUUGCGGUUCAUUAUGACGAUUUUUGCUCGAUUUGCGGGAAAGGGCGUGCCAGAGGAGGGAUGCAACAAGGAUAAAUAG
This is a messenger RNA of Aspergillus tubingensis, 954 nucleotides long. Its product is annotated as ATPase associated with various cellular activities (AAA) family protein. The transcript has a single exon. The coding region runs from base 1 to 954 and encodes 317 amino acids. Lineage: Eukaryota; Fungi; Ascomycota; Eurotiomycetes; Eurotiales; Aspergillaceae. The record is from RefSeq and is a predicted model, not a curated record.